This is a messenger RNA of Pomacea canaliculata, 5203 nucleotides long. Its product is annotated as JNK-interacting protein 1-like. Gene Ontology annotation, molecular function: protein binding. Gene Ontology annotation, biological process: regulation of JNK cascade. NCBI's taxonomy places the organism in Eukaryota, Metazoa, Mollusca, Gastropoda, Architaenioglossa, Ampullariidae. The transcript has 11 exons. Gene Ontology annotation, cellular component: cytoplasm. Bases 1299 to 2501 code for a protein of 400 amino acids. The record is from RefSeq and is a predicted model, not a curated record.
UUUCCUGACGAGGGUUCGAUACAAUGGAAACAGAUGUUGACUAAACCCAGAAAUUCAUCCUGACAAUCACGGAGGUGGCAAAUAUGUAGAUGAUGGUGUAACGAGAGGUUUGUGGAGUCGUAAGUGCGUCAUAUCCGAUCGUUGCUGGAGCCACUGCGCGUGCGUGCACGCGGGGCAGGAGACGGCGACUGCGUCAGCGCAGCCGUGCAGUGCAGCCUCCGCGUGGAUGUGUCGUGGACAUAAUUUAUGCCGUCAUUCACACGAUGCCAUCGAGCGCCUGCCAUUGGUCUGCAGGGGGAAAGAUGGCCGACGUUUGGUAGACGAGGAGGUCGACAGGCCUGGUGGUGAUAAUCAUGUCUUGACGGUGGAUUAAGACUAGGAGACUUAUCUGGGGGGACUAGCAGGAACAGACCGUUUCUACCCCCCUCCGUUAUCGUCACCCUCUUCAUCAUGAUGAAGGUGUAUCAGCCAUUGUGUCCCGACAUUACUUUCAGACUUGCUGCAGACAUUUCCCCAGAUAUGCUAGAAGAAGAAACAGACCCAGCUUCCGAAUCGGACGCCGACCUGAAAUACAAGUUAUUCCAAGAGAGCACGAACUUCCACCACCCCAUAGUCAAGCAUCCCCCCGAGACAGUCGGAGCUCAGCCGCUUCUUCCAGGUACGAAAACCGCCAAAGAGAUUUAUAACCAGGAACAUGUGCAUUCAGGUGCUACCCCGGGAGCUGGCCUAACUACCUCCACGUCCCUGCCUCCAUCACUACCAUCGCCAUCGGUGAUUGCGACCGCAGACACCUCAGCGACAUCCACUCCGGUGGAUCGUACGCAAGAUUCAGAUGAUGUGGAGAAAUGCUACCUGGAGCUUCAACCCAAGGUGACGGUGGAGCCCACCUGUGAGUGGGGGACAGGCCGCCAUCAGCGCCACCAUGUGGCCAGCAGAAGGAUGCCGAAGGUGACGAGGAGACCAACGGUGAAUACAGCGCAGACGAAGUUUCAGUCUCGAGGUCAUCCUCCAGGUCACCGCUGGCGGGGUUGCUGGUCGUGGCGGCUGCGGAGGAGCGGGUGGCAGGAGGAGGGUCUGCCUCACCUUCAGACUCGGAGACACUGCUGACGGCCAGCAAACCCACAAGUCUGCGUCUACCACAGCAGAGGUCUCCAGCGAAGUACCAGGGCCCCUACACUCUGGCGUGUGACAUCACGCCCUCGCCACAAGAGAACGACUCAGACGCAGGAGCAUCGUUGCCGGAGAUACGGACCCACGACACCACCAGCGCCUGCCCCAACGCCGUUCCUUCCACAUCAAUGAACAGCAUCGCAACAUCAGCAACCAGUCCAGUCAGCGGCUGCAGCAACAUCAGUGGUGGUGGCAAGCCGGCGAGGCGUCCCCGCAAGUUGCCGGAAAUACCCAGGAAACAUCAAGGCCUUGCUACCGCAUCGUCGGCCAAAGAAAAAUCCAUCUUCGAUGAGAUCCAAGAGGCGCUCAUCAAAGAGGUGACGGAGGACGAGGUGUUCGAGACGGAGACGACCAACACGACAGUGGAGGCCUUCCAGGCUUCUCAGUAUCCCUUCAUCCUCAAGCACGUCGGCCAUCUUUUCGACAAGAAGCGCCUCCUCGUGGGCUACAACCCCACUCCCAGCAGAAGCAGGAACAUCAGCACGUCUUCAGAGACCGGGGCGGGUGCCAGCCUGGAAGAGGAAACGGCUUCUGCGCAUGCGAAGACCAGGGCGUCCAGCAGUUCGUCCUCCACGUUGUCCUGGUGCAGCGGGCAGCGACGGCGCAAGAACUCCGAUGGAGACGCGAUUCAUCUGUUUUUCUCAGGAUCGAAAAGAUACAGCAGUUCCUUUGCCACGGCCUAUCAGGACCUGGAGGUCACACAUCGAGGUAUGCACCGCUUCAUCCCCCGACAUGCGGAUGAGGUCCAAGUGGGCAUCGGUGACCCCAUCCACGUCAUCAAGGAAUACGAUGACCUCUGGUGUGAGGGUGUCAACCUGCGUACAGGAGAAAGGGGCAUUUUUCCAGCUAUGUAUGCCAACGAUCUCAGAUUUUUAGAAGAUUCAGAUGGCGAGGAGGCAGACUACUGGAAGUUCACCAUGCGCUACCUGGGCUCUGUGGAGGUGAACGCCCCUCAUGGGGACCACGCCUUGUGCCAGGCCAUCACGAGGGUGGCUCAACAAGGCAGGAUAAAAACAGCCUCAUUAAGUACCUUGGAAAUCAACCAGUAUGGCAUUCGUAUGAUCGACAAAAGCAAAGACGGGCACCAGAGUAACAAAUUUUCCCAUUUCUUCGCUUUGAAGAAUAUUUCCUUUUGUGGCACACAUCCUAACAACAACAGGUACUUCGCGUUCAUCACGAAACAUCCACGACAGAAUCGCUUCGCAUGUCACGUGUUCCACAGCGAUCGCUCCACGCACAGAGCCAGAGAUGCCUUGGGGAACGCCUUCAAGAGGUUCUACCAAGAGUACAUGGCAUUCACACAUCCAACCGAAGACAUCUGGAUGGAGUGAUUGCACAAGUCCUAGCCUCCUCAGCCCCAGACCCGGGCAAGCGUCCUUGACACACCACAGGUCACUGGGGGAGAUGGGAGGGGGGCGAUCUGGACCUGUUCCUCUGGGAGUGCUGGACUCCUGCUUAUAUAUAUAGACUGAAUCAGAGAAUACACCCAUCUAGCUCCGCUGCUGUAGCAGCUCUUCCACACCUUCCCCCAACUCUUACAUCCUCCCUUCUCCUCCCCGCGCUCCCAUCUCAAGGAUGUUGCCCGCUAAACCCCAAACCAUUACUUAUGUAAAUCGUUCUGCUGCAUUUAAAGAACGAGUGUGUACAGAAAUGAACAAGAAGGAGAAGCUGUUCAGGGUGAAACGAAAACCGACUAUUGUAGUGAAACAUGCAGACGACAGCUCCCGACAGGAGUUUUCUGCACUGGACAUUGAAGAGACGGGGAUACUUUUCUUCGCCAGAAAAAAAAAAAAGACAUGUGAAAUAUUUAUGAUCAUUAUGGUUUACAUUUGUUGUGGAUGCUGUGGAAAGCGCGCGUUUGUCGUUGACUGUAAACUUUUCAUGAUUGUAAGCGUGUUUGUCCGCAUUUGCUGACACCUUUGCAUGUCAAGCGUAAAAGGGUCAAAGGUUAUCACCCUAACAGAAUGCCGGAAAUACAUGGGUCACCUGAUGAAAGAUAUAGGUCCUGUAUACUCUCUCUGGUACCCAUGUUUCUGGCAUUCUUUGCUGGUAGGACAGCAACUGGCAUGUUAACAAUAUUAUAAUAAUAGGACUUGUGUAUAUAAAUUCUUAAAACCCUGAAUAUAUUUUUAGUUCAGUAAUGAGGGAAAGGUUUAUGGCACGAGAGCGAUUUUGUACAGAUAUUCUGGAAUGUUCGAUCCGUGCCCAGCGAUUAUUGUUUUUCUUAAUCGUUUGACAACCCAAACGCCGCGGGAGGGACUUAAAAAAAGAGAAAUAAAAGUGUUGUACACAUAUACAUAAUGUAAGAUGCAAAAUCCUCUACUGGUACAGAAUGUUCCAGAACGAUGCACCAAACAACCAGGAAAUGCUCUUUAUGAAUUUGGCCUGAGAACCUCCUUUUUUAUAUAUAUAAAUUUGAUCCCAUACAGUCAUAUCACCUCUGUAUUGGCAGACUGCAUGAUGAGCUGUUGUGACCGGCACCGGUAACUAUGACGACUGCCAUGGUGUUGAAGACAGGGCUGACAUGCACUUGCUGGAACAAGAAAGGUCGCAGAAUGUUGAAACUGCCGAUGAUUGGUGUCACAAUUGUCAGAGAGUGCUUAAAGAACAUAAAAUCGCAAAACUGAUACAAGGGCAAUGCUACAUCUCACUACACACACUCAUCCACCGACACACAUUGACCACUGACCAAAAGAUAAUAAAUAUACGGAUGCUAGUUUCAUUUCUCUCUUCUAGUCUCAAUUUCGUCUUCAAAACCAGGCUCUUGGUAAAAAAAAAACAUUGCUUCUUAAACAUUCCUCCGCAGUCUUGAAGCCAUGUGGUAAAAUACCUUCCCCGUUACCCUUAAUUACUUGUCAAUUAGAAGACUGAGCCAAUAAUUGUUGUAAUUAUGAGGUGAAAAGUAAAGGGUUGGAAGCAAAAAGGAACUUUUUCAUUUAAUUUUACAUUUAAAAAAAUGCUUAUGUAAGCAUCUUAUUUACUCUUGUCAGAAAAGCAAAGAAUUGAUUCAGCAUCUCACAACCACACCACUUCUAGCCCAUCUCCACUCCACUAUACUGGCAUCCAUUUCUAGCUUUCUCACCCACAAACCUCCUGUCCUCAGGGGUUUGACUCUUGCCGUGAUUUUUAUAGUGUGGAAAAAACAAUGUUCAAAAUUUCUUCAUCCUUAUUCUGCAUUCGUAAAGACAUUCGUAACUCAGGUGGGAGACGUGUGUGGUCUAACAUCUCUCACCUGCGAAUGAAAUACCAUUGUAUGCAUGUACUUUGUGUGUUUGUGUGUGUGUGCAUGCAUGCAUUGUACAUAAUGCUCAUUCAUACAAGUGUUACUGUAAACCUGUGGACACCUGUCUGAGCAGUGUUCACCACUAAAGACAUGUUCCUUGUCAUUUUAAUGCUGCUAUUGCUGUCUAGAGUUCAAACCUUUAGACGUCCACCUUCAUUUCCCGCAUAGUUCAUUUUCAGGUCCCAGCUAUUUUAAUUCUCUCUUACACUUCUUCUCCACUCAAUGAAAUCUCAUUGUUCAGAGAAAAAAUAACAGUUUAGACCCUGUCCCUCAUCGAUGGUACAGAAAUUCCUGAUUUUAAAAUUUACGUUUAACGCAUGCCAUUGGAAUUUUUCUUCUAGAACUGAACGUUGUAUCCGUUGCUGAUUACCUGAAAUCUGUUAAAAAGACACCACUUCAACCAGACUGCAGCCGGUGGCCAAAAAUUAAAGUCAUUAAAAAAUAAAAAAACAAAUGUUUGUUGCAUACAAAAGUGUUCUGCACAAACUCGAUGCCCACAUUUCUAGGUCGCACAGUGUGAGGCAGGCUUUAUCUACUCACGAAACCUGUAGAAAAUGUAAUAUACUGAAAAGCUUACAAACAAGCAUUGGUCACUGUUGGUGUUACUCUAUGAACAGGUACAGGGGUGUAAAUCUGGACUGUUCUUGUAUGGAUUCAUUUACUCCAGACGAACAUCUGGGUUUGAAGCAACGUUCGUGCUGUCCUGUGGUGUGUACAACGGAAAUAAAGUUAGCGCGUUGGAGAAUGUGA